CACCUCUCGCCCUCUUUCACCUCCUCGCCCUCGCAAAUUCUCUCGAUCCUGACGAGGUUGCUCGUCCCUUUCCCUCGGUCGGGGGGCGGAGUCAGGGAGCUCAAGUUGAGAUGUUGAACCUCGUGGCUGUUCAGUGUGCUCUCCGGUCUAAUUGAGUUAGCUAGCGUGUUGUAUCUCCUUUUCCCCCUGAAUCCUGCUGCCAAGGUGAUCGUGCCUGCCUACCUACCUACCUACCGGAGCUCUGCCAGAAGAAGGCAGGCCUGGGAAGACGGAGGCUUCUGGAAAAGAACACGAAUCAGAAAACGCUAAGAAUCUUUCUCUCAGUAGUUGCGGUACCAAAUGAAAAGAUAACAACAGCAGCAGCAGCAGCAGCAGCAGCCGUAACAACACAUCAACAUACAACAGCAAAAACGGAAACAACACUAUAUCUGCCCCCGAGGGUGUUCAAAGAAGCGCGCCUUCAUCACAUUUCUACCACCUAUCUGCGUGUUAUCGUGUUCGUCUUCGAUUGUGUGUGCGUGUAUCCAUCGAAUUCAUUCACAGAAAAAAAAUACGCCAACACCAUCAUAAACUCUUUACUAUUAUGAUUACAAACACUUCUACUAGUACGCUUAAUACUAUAGAUAUCACUGCUUCCAUAUUACACUGUAGGUCUUUCAAGUAAGGUCGUGAGUGUGGCAAAGGUUAGCUAAGUUCAACACAAAUCAAGCAAGACGCGGACAAGAUCAUACAGCCACUGUCGAACAGCUAGCGAAUUGAGCUGAGCCUUUAGUUGUGUGAAUAGUGCGAUUCGUGGUCAUCGUUCUAGUUCAGCUCGACUAGAUUAGAGGACGUGACGUUCUCCACUUAAAACAGGCCAAAUGAUGGACUAUUCAUACUUGAACCAGGCAGCCCAGGCCGCCUUCGACGCCAACUGUGGCGGUGCUCUCGACCAUCAGCUGUGUUCGGUACCGUACGGUUCACAGCUAGAUGGGGCAAGCUACGGGGUGCCCAGUCCGUCCGCCAUGCCUCGCUACACGUCUCCGCCGGCGCGUGGCUUCUCAGCGUCGCCUCCAAUAAAUCCGCCGUUGACUGGUGCACCCGGGUUGUUUCCGCCGACAAAGCGUCAGGAUUCCCCGAUUCCUUCCCAGGGCACUUCGUCACCAUCGCCAAACCCUACGGCUCCUCACGUCUUCUCGUCCGGCAUGGGACUACAAGGUGGAGCUCGAGGAGUCUUCCCAUUCCCAGUUAGUGCUACUGAUACGGACGUUUGGCCACGGACGUGCGGUGAUCGACUAGCCGAAUGGAGCCCCGACAGAGAUCGCCAGGGUCGGCAGGUCGCCUGGUUUGGACAAGCAGCCGCUGCAGCGACGGCCGCGCUCCCGUACAAAGUCUACUCUUCGCCAACGGUCCAUACGCACGGCGACGGAGUGUUAAGCGAGAAACGUAAACAGCGCCGUAUUCGAACGACCUUUACGUCGGCGCAGCUUCGUGAGCUUGAGAGAGCUUUUCAAGAAACUCACUACCCGGAUAUCUACACGCGGGAGGAGAUCGCUAUGAAGACUGACCUUACUGAAGCUCGUGUACAGGUAUGGUUCCAAAACCGUCGUGCCAAAUUCCGCAAACAAGAGCGACUUAAUCAGCAAAAGGGCGCUGGAGGAGGCGGGUCCGAUGGAAUGCCCCCAUCGCCGAUCUCAACGACUGUUGCGGAUUCGACAACGAACAACAACUGCCAAGCAGUUGGUCUGGGGGUAGCUGCACCUGUUAACGGCGUCGGCAUAGGGAAAGAAUGUAAAGAAAAGAAUAAUAUGCAACAGCUGAUGCAGCAGCAACACUCGCCAGACUCGAAUAAAUCGAACAUGACAUCGCACAACGGAGGGAAGAUGGGCGCGGAUAGUCCUUGCGGAAGCCUUUCAGGCAGCAAAUGGGGCUGUGCUGGUAGUCCUGUACCAUAUCCGACCUCAGCGUACCACGGCAUGACUAACCAGACAUCGAAUGCAGUUGAUACCAAACCUCCACUUCUCACCUCAUCACAGAUAUUUUAGGACGAGACCUCUACAAACCACUUACGUCAACGUAUUGCUUCAACUAUUCUUCAGUGCCGGAGACUUUCGAAGCCUAUCAAUCAGCAGCUGAAUAACAAACAGAUUGUGCUUACCUCUAUGCCAGUUUCUCAUUCCGAGUAACACAAUAUCGCGUGUGAUUAUUCAAAACCCAGAAAGUCUGAACUGAAACCGAAUGCUGCUCGGCAUUGACGUUCGAAUAGCAGAACCAUUAAUGACGGCCAGGUGCAUCGAUCGGAACGAAAAACACAUAAUAAGAAACCAGAUGGGUACGAAAUGGUCGAUCCUGCGUGGUCUUUAAACAGAUGCAGGAACAGCGGACUCUAUUGCCGUUCAAAUCAGAUAUACCUAGCACGAAAAAUGGCAGAAGAAACGAGAAAUACAGCAAAACAUUAAUACAAAGGACAAAAAAAGAAAGACGAAGACAUCGACGAUCAUCAUGUUCGUUCUGCAUAACAGAAAUGUCUCCUUGUACAAUGCCUAUACAUAAACUACGGUUAUUAAAAGAGAAGGCCAAGUCUAAGUAUUAAGAGUAUGCUACACGAUGAAAAGCUGUAACAACUUCAACAGCAGCGAACAAAUUGCGGAAACAAUACUCAAAUGUGGAACAUGAUAACGAAAAGCCCACGUAAGUAUGCGGUAGAGUUCUUAACUUAAAUAAGACCUAAAAAAGCGUACUCUCCAUACAAACGACAAUGAGGCCAUUCAACGAAAUGAGGUAGAAGAAGAAAUCGAACAAAAGAAAUUGAAAGAUUAACAAAUCACUGUAAUAUAACGUGUACAUUAUUUAGACUUGCCAUUUAAUGCUGGCGCACCGUUCGAGAUUUCUUGCAGAUUAUAUAUAUAUAUAUAAAAAAAAUAAUCUAUAUAUAUAAACGACGAAGGCGCCCGGCGCAGAAGGAGUACUACAUACUGAACUCACAACUGCAAUUUAUUUAUUCAAAAUGGUGGUGUGAUGAGGUAAUAAGGAUUAUGACAGUAUUGCAACUUUCAACGAAUGUAAAUGCAUCUACGAAAUAUUGGGGCUGCGACACUUCCAGGAACUAUAUGAUAUCUUACGUGAUGAAGACUCGUACUUCAAAUACCUAAUGACUGCACUGAGAAAACUUAUAUGUUUUAGAGGAAAAGUUCCCAAACAGAUUGGUUCAUACUAUCAACGAUUUUGUCAUCUAUCAAACUGGCUAUACCGUUCCUCAUUUAAGGAUCUGAUUAUGAGGAUACUAGCAAUUCUUUAAGGCUUUGCGGAUUGCUCCUGAUCAUAUGUGCGUUAUUAUCACGAAGUUCUAAUAUGACGAUUGCGCAUUAAUGACGACAGUGAUGCGCAUGACAAUUUCAUAAUGGUGAUGACCGAUAUAAUAGUGCAAUGGUUAUUAUUGCGCUAUUAACAAAACAAAAACAAGUCUAGUCAGGUCGCAGCGGGGAUAGCAGGACUUCGGCAUAAUGCGCAUGCAGAAAGACAAUGAGGUGCAGGUAUUCCUUAAAUAUUAACAUUGAUGAACUUGAAAUGGUACAUCUGUAAGAAGAAAACGGUUCUUUUCAUUAUGGCGCAGAAGUACACUGUAAUAUUGGUUAUAGGAAUGCACUUUGCCUCAAGAUGAAUUCCGGUAUACUACGUAACUAGAGAUAGUAAAUUACUACUCUAUUACCAGCGAGCUUCACUAAGUAUCAUGAAUGAUGAAUUAUCCUUAUGUCGGUCUAGAGCAACCGUGCUUGCCAUCUCGUGGUUUGCCCAAAGUUGUGCCCUCAUUGGGCUUUCACUAGGCUUGGCAGUGCGUGGGAAGGGCAAAAGAGAGAACUGACAAAGCGACAUAAGAAAUAGAUGAUUAUGAUUCGAUUGUACUGUGUUUCCCAUUAUAUGGUCACAUGGUUUUCAUUGAGCAUCUGGAACUCGGACUUGAAACGAGACCAUAGAUUCGAUGGCAUCUCAGUAUGUGUAGGGAAGUUGUGCGUUUGUGUGUGCGCAAUGUUCAGGUCAACUUGAUUUGCUCGACGACGUCGCUCCUGUUACUGCUGCGACUCGAGGCCUUUGUUCGUCCUUUGUGGUGAUUCAUGAGCGGAAGAAAAGGGAAGACAGAAAAUGUAUAACGGCAUACGAACUGUAUUAGCACGGUAGAGGAGUAAGUAUAGGUUUAAAGCAUGUGAGAGAGCAACUUUGAUGAAAGCAAGGAACUGACAUUCCGACAGAAGAGGGCGGGGAAAGAGAAAGACCAAAACAUUGGAUGCAGACAGGCUUGAGUCACGCGAAAACGAACGCUGGUUUGCGCGAUAGAAACAAGAAGUAAGAUGUGGAUAAUGCGUAAUAAUGAGGACACGACAUAGAGUUAAUGAGGCGAUAACCAAUACGAAGCAAAUGAGGUGCGAAAAAGCAAGAGACAGUAGCGAAAAGUAAACAAUAACGUCAUAAUAGCAACGACAACAGCGAUCGCGGUAGAAAGGCCAUGUCGUGACACGUCCAUUUGACGUUCGCUUGAUUGCUCCAGAACAGGAGAUAUAUCGGCUUUUAUCCGGCAAUCAGGCGAUAGAAGGCGCACCUGUCCAACCCAGUUACGGUUUUGAAGCGAAAUGGGAAAACGCGAGAGAGAAAAACA
Messenger RNA from Varroa destructor (honeybee mite), 4630 nucleotides. RefSeq lists its product as uncharacterized. Gene Ontology annotation, molecular function: DNA-binding transcription factor activity, RNA polymerase II-specific; RNA polymerase II transcription regulatory region sequence-specific DNA binding. NCBI's taxonomy places the organism in Eukaryota, Metazoa, Arthropoda, Arachnida, Mesostigmata, Varroidae. Gene Ontology annotation, biological process: regulation of transcription by RNA polymerase II. The record is from RefSeq and is a predicted model, not a curated record.